AUGUUUGAGACUCAAACACCAUUACCGAUCUCUAUUUCGGAACAUCUUGCUCUUGCCGAGCCAAAGAUUAAAGCUUUUCGCUCUAAAGAAAAGAUUUCUAACUCUCUUACUGAUUCAUAUAAACAAAUCGUCAACGAUUUUGAACAGCUAAAGCCAGCCAAUAUUAACAUUGUUAAUGUUGCUCAACAGUAUGGUGUUCAAUACAGACGCGUCUAUGAUCUGUUCAACCUUUUAACUUCCUUAGGCGUAUGCCAAAAUGUUGAAAGAGGAAAACUUGCCUGGAUCGGUUUAUCAUCGGUUCCAUCCGUGAUUUCUAAAGCCUACGCGAAAAUAGAAAUCGCAUCCCUUCAUAAGCCGAUGAAUCAGGUAUUUUGCUUAGGUCAAUCCCCAUCAUUGGGAAUGAUAGCAACCCAUUUUAUUAGUAUGUAUUUAUACUUUAAUGUAGACACACUUUUACUCCGCCAGGUCUCUUCUACCUUCCAUGAUCCUCGAACUGAUAUUAAAUCUCUUGAAAGGAGAAUGUAUUUAGUUUUAAGCUUCUUGGAAAUUAUGGGAGUAGUUGCUCAUACAAUGAAGACAAACGAAUAUAAGUUAAUCUUAGAUCUUUCCGCAGCUAAGGAAUCAGCCCUUCAACAAAAGAGAAAAUAUCAGCAAUCAAAAUGCCCUCUUUCCCUUGAAAAUCUUCUUAAUUCUGUUGGUGGUCCUUUCACAACUGAUCUCCAAGCAGAGCGUGGAAGAGAUUAUCAGCUUAUUAGAUGCUAG
Messenger RNA from Trichomonas vaginalis G3, 762 nucleotides. Its product is annotated as e2F-like (mammalian transcription factor) family. Gene Ontology annotation, cellular component: transcription regulator complex. The transcript has a single exon. Gene Ontology annotation, biological process: regulation of DNA-templated transcription. Lineage: Eukaryota; Parabasalia; Trichomonadida; Trichomonadidae. The record is from RefSeq and is a predicted model, not a curated record. The coding region runs from base 1 to 762 and encodes 253 amino acids.